AGUGAGUUCAAUAUGGCGGCGGUUCCUGUUCUGAACCUUGUUACGAUGUCAUCGCGUUUUACUCGGUGGUGAGAUUUUUUCUUAAACAUUGGCGCUCAGAGGGCAUAGAGGUCUCCCACCUAGAUUUUAAAUAUUUAUUAUUAGUUUAGCUCUAUGCAAUGGAGUCAGCACCCGCGGAGAGUGGGAACGAAACAUCAGUUUUGACAUCGCAAGAUAGGAACGUCGUUGUUAACGGCGAGCUUUCGACUUCUUGCGACGCAAAAGGAGAAAUUCACGAUCCUGAUCAGGGACAAAAAACUUACAGUGCCAAGAAGGUUACAGAUCUAAACGGCGUCACGAUCCGCACUCAAUCAUGUCCAGGCACAUCGGCAAGCGAGAACCAUGUAACCUUAGGUCACUCCGAUCAGUCAAACUGUGACCCUUCAACGACGAACAUGUCAACUCCCGAGAAAAAAGAAUCUUCCGAACAGGCUGGAACUUCAGAUACUUCUGAAAAAAGUAUAAAUUUAACUUACGUUGGUUAUGAGUCUGAACUUCAAAUGGAGGCUAUCAUGGCCCUUAUAACGAAGGACCUUUCGGAACCAUACUCCAUCUACACCUAUCGUUAUUUCAUUCAUAACUGGCCCAAGCUGUGCUUUUUGGCCAUGGAUGGCAAGAGGUGUGUUGGUGCUGUCGUGUGCAAGCUUGACAUGCACAAGAACAUGAUUCGCAGAGGAUACAUAGCAAUGUUAGCUGUUGAGAAAGAAUACAGACGACAUAAAAUAGGUUCAAAUCUUGUGGUAAGGGCCAUCAAGGCAAUGAUUGAGGACAGCUGUGAUGAGGUUGUUCUUGAGACUGAAGUGAGCAACACAGCAGCUCUUCGACUCUAUGAAAACCUGGGGUUUGUUCGAGAUAAAAGGUUGUUUAGGUACUACCUUAAUGGAGUUGACGCACUUAGGCUGAAACUGUGGCUCAGAUGAGCAAAUGUUUUAUCAACAAAAAUCUAUUCUACAAAUGAAGUUCUUGUGGGUCAUGUCACAUUAAGUACUGUCUAUUUUGUGAGUGAAUUCCUUGUGUAAAAACCGUGUCAAAGUAAAUUAACAGUAGUACUUUCAUUGUGGAAUUUUUCAAUAAGACAAUUCGUGUAAUACGCAUGGUAAAAUAAACAGCAACUCAAUGCCAUUAUUUUAUUUAUUUAUGUUGACUUUUAUUGGCUUUUAGCCAUGAAAAUUAAAAAUGAUAGCGUACACAGGCUGUUUUUGGAUUGGGAAUAAUGUUAUGUACAUACACUUGCUACCUGGCCUGACUACCUGUAGAUUGUGACCAGGAUGUUGCACUGGAUUAAUCAUGCACAGGGGCGUAGCCAGGAUUUUUAUAAAAAGGGGGUCACACUGUAUCAAAGUGAGGGUACUCACCAUGGCCAAGGUAUCAUCAUGGCAUUUGCGCCACCUGUUGUAGGUUGUUUGCUCAAAAAGGGUUACAAAAGGGGGGCUCACGGGCACCCUGGGACCCCCCUAGCUACGCCCUUGAUGUAACUAAUUGAGGUAAAGAGUGGUACCUUACAAGUCUAACUAAAACUCCCUUGGUGUGUGCAAGUCACAGUUCUUAUUUUGUCAAAGUGAAAAUAAGCUUACAGGCUGUUGAAUACUACCCCCCCCCUCCCCUGCAAAAAAAACAAAAAACAUUCAACAUGCUGAAAACCUGUUACCUAACCUACAAUUUAAUUUAAAGGUGACCUCAAAUAAAAACAGUUUCAAGGUGACCAUCAAACAGAAAUUUUUUUAUAAAGAAGUUAUCACCGUUUAUAUCAUAACUUUUCAGAAUCAAGACUUGACAUCAGGGUUUGUCAUUUACACUUUCUUUCCAGCUCAAGGGUAAUGAAAUAGACUUGAAACUGGGGUGCUGUAUGUAUAUUUCCCAGUGCUACUACUGGUUGAGAUAUGACACGUCUUGCUCACUUAUUUGACUGUGACCCGUGUGUCUGUCACACCAUUAAGGACUAGUAGUUUUAUGUUCUUACCCCUGGCCAGUGGUUGACCCAAUAGACAUCUAUGCCAGGUAGUAAGUGGUGCAAAAUUGAUAUACCUUUGUGGAUGAAAAUGCUGUUUCUAGCAGUAUUAAUUAUUUUGUCCUUUCACUAUUAGAUUCAAAGUAGGGACAUAACAUGUAGUUACAUAAACAUCUGCUGAUUCCCAUCUUGCAAUGUUUCCAAACCAAUAACAAGACAAUAGGUACUCCAAGCUCUUGACUUGAUAAGUUAAAAGUGUAUGAACAAAGAUGCAAAUUCCUUUCAUUACUUGACAUCUUUUCUUGUAUCUCAUAAAUGCAAAAAUAGCGAGCAGGGAGGUGUUGUGGGUUUCUCCAUUUCUCCAAUCAUGAUUUUUGUGAUUCUAGAUUCCCAGCUCUCCACCUGAUGGAACAAGAGAGACUAUGCUGUCCCUCAUCUAUUGUUAUCUACAUACAUACAUUUUAGGGGGUCAGGAGCUUGGGCUUUCCAAGAAAAGUUUGGUUGUUACAGAGUGUGAGGGUUGUAAAGUUUACACGACACUUGCCAGCACCUACAUUUAUGAUGCACAAGAUGUCCAAAUGUGUUAUUUCUUUGUUUGAUACAAGAAAGAAAAAAGAUAUAUUCACCACAGAGACUGCAAGCAGUCUCCCUUUUGCUCGAAAAUCUGUGGGGAAGAACACAAGACAAGUGAGCAGUCGUGCAUGUGAGCGUGAUAUGCAAAGCCGUGAACCCCAAGUAGUGCUUGCCGCUCAUAUGUCACGCCCACACGUUCACUUGUUUUGCAUCAUUGGUCACAGAUUCUUAAGCAAGAGACUGCUUGCUGACUGCCUGCAGUCUUUUCACCACAGAGCUUUAGCCAGUAGGAAACAAAAUGAAUUUAUGGCUAAUGGCCAACUAUAAUAUAAUUUUGUAAAUAUAUUUUUACAAAGACAAGUGGAUGUUGUAAAAACAAUGUAUGAUUUGUAAAUUGUCUGUCAAAUAGUGUUAUGUGAAAAUAAUCAACUUGUUGUGAGAAAAUGGUCAUGUGAUUUACUAUCACAAGCUUAAUUCCUCAGGGGCUAGGUUGCAAAGAGCAGACACAGGAUUCUUUAUUAGUAAUAUAAACCUUGUUUUUUGCAA
Orbicella faveolata is the source of this 3106-nucleotide messenger RNA. RefSeq lists its product as uncharacterized. Gene Ontology annotation, cellular component: NatC complex. Gene Ontology annotation, biological process: N-terminal peptidyl-methionine acetylation. Gene Ontology annotation, molecular function: protein-N-terminal amino-acid acetyltransferase activity. NCBI's taxonomy places the organism in Eukaryota, Metazoa, Cnidaria, Anthozoa, Scleractinia, Merulinidae. The record is from RefSeq and is a predicted model, not a curated record.